This is a messenger RNA of Pocillopora meandrina, 5553 nucleotides long. NCBI's taxonomy places the organism in Eukaryota, Metazoa, Cnidaria, Anthozoa, Scleractinia, Pocilloporidae. The record is from the annotation of a GenBank genome assembly.
AUGAAAGGAUUAAAUAGAAGCGCCUUCAGAAACAUGAUACUUUUAAAGGAACUGUAAGUUUCUCGUAAAAACAAAGUCAAACAUGGUAACAAUGAUUUCCGUUCGCAGGAUCGCAAUCUAUUGGCAUCCGUCUUAUGACUCAUGCUGUACAAUGAUAAGGAAACAGAUCUAGAUAAACGAAGAGAACUGAUAACUUUUUGAAAUCAGUCAAAUAAUAAAAGUUAGGAAAGGUUCAAAUUCUGAUUACACUCAAACGACCCUUUUUGUCAAAAAUAUAUCUCCGAAAAAGGUUUAUCAACAUAUCCUCUGAUGUAAAUCAUCGCAGUUGAUAACUUGUAGAACCGAGGUAAAUUAAAUAUGAAUUCUUUAGAUUGCAUCAGGUUGAGAAACCAUUAUCGGUUUGUCCUUCUAAAAUUCUGUUUAUCAUAGAGCCCGUUGCAUUCCACUCGGUAAGUGCGCCAUGAUCUCGAGCCAGGCAUUUUCCAGUUCGGUCCUCUCACUCGUUGCAUAAGUUCAUAGAACUUGGUCGUAUUGCAUUGCAUCGAAUGGCAUUGCAUUUUGUUGUGAUUUAUUGUCAGUUACAUAUGUAAUUAUUUUUCCUGUUGCUUUUCACACGAUGCAGUUAUUAGAAAUAACUGUGUUUCAGUUUUUAUUCUCUUAUCGCUCGUGCACCAAUUUAACCUAUAGACUAAUAAUUUUGUAAGCUUUUCAAUAAAACUAAGUAGAUGUCUCUUCUUCAACACAGAUGGUUGCAAGACAACAAUUUCACUGAAUUGCCUCCCGAAUUAUUCAAAGAUCUAAAAGGCCUAAAUGAGCUGUAAGUUACAUGGAGACGCUCUUUAGCUAUUUAGCUUUAUGACUUUGGUUAAGGGAUGAUUUUUAGCUUUCAAUGUCAUCUCCUUCCACAACAGGCCUGCUCGUGUAAUUAUAUAGACAAUAAUAUGCUGGUCACCAUAUUAUCGCGUCACUAAUUAUACGAGAUUGGACGAGAUAUUUCCAUUUUCAAACUUUUCUGAUAUUACCCUCAGCACAAAAAAUUAAAAAAAAGAAAAAAAAACCAAUUGAACCAUCCUAAACUGUUCCCUCACUUUUGUUCUGAUAAUCAGAAUAGGAGAUUUUCAGUCAUACAGCAACGAAAUCGAUGCGUGCCAUAAAAUGUGUGGUCAUUACAUAAUUUUCUGUUGUGAACUAGUUAGAUGUCUUCAUAAGACACGGGCUGGAUGAUUUCUAUACUGAAUAAUUCACUGGAAUAGUAGGGAUAAUCAGCUCCUGCCAACCUUAGAUAGCAGUGUUUAGUGUGCGAUCAAAUUUCAAGUUGUCAACCGGUUGUUCCUUUUCUGUAGAAAUAGCGAAAUAGCUAAGACGAUUGCACUGCAUUAACUGUUCCUUUCUCUUUAUGAGAUUAUGCACAUUGCUUGUACACGAUUAAAUUCAGCUCUUUCAUUAUUCUUGGUGACCAGCGUCUGUAUACCUUUUUUUUCUACGAAUUUCAAAUAACAGGGUAAAUUAAGACGCACCUUCUUGUCUUGUCAUUCCUAUCAGCUAUCUGUCAAAUAACAAAUUGAAGACUCUACCAGAUGGAAUUUUUAACAGCCUCUCCAACCUCACAUAUCUGUGAGUACAAUAAUCAUUUAACAAAAGUAAAAAUUCGAAAAGAGGUCAUUGAAUUUUUACAAAAAGGCACAUUUCUCAAAGCUGCGUGGCCACAUUCAGUUAACAGAAACACGUAAGGUAACACUGAAAGGUCUGACGUGGGUAUCAGUCGAAAUUUGCAACACAGUUUUGGUGAUAAAAAUGAAUAAGUUGCCAGAUGAAACUACGCUGAAGGAAGUCACUGAUUAUAAGGAGAGCAAAAGAAAAGAAGACCCACAACCCCAGGAUCAUUCUCCUCCAUAAGGAUUAGCAAUAAACUCUAGGGAUUUUGCUUUUUGUCUCCGUGUCAUGAAAAUUUCACAGUCAAUUUUUGUAAAACUGUUUAGGUGAAUUUUAGAAUGCUAUGUUAUGUAGAUGUGCUUUGGUGAGUAAAGUUGACGUACUUGGAGGUUUGAAAAUCAAUGAAAACCUUAUUCGUGAUUUGCUUCUGUUUGAUAGCAACUUAGCAACUCAAAAUUUUGUCCGGGUAAAACACCUGCUUUUAGCACAGCAUGAUAAACCAGUAAACCAAGGCUGCAACAACAGUAAUAAAUGUAAUCUCAAUAAAAACAAUGACAAUAAAAAUAAUAUUAAUAAAAAUAAAAUGAUUAAUUAGUGUUGAUCAUUUUCAAGUUGGGUAUUGUUCAACUACUGCACGCGAGGUAGCAACAUUAUGAUACAUUCCGCGUUUUUGUAUUCCUUUUUUUCGUCGUCGUGAGAGUAUUAAGUAUAAAUAGUAUAUUUAGUAUUUAGUAUAUUAUAAUCAAUUUUUCUAUUUUGUAUGAAAAAAGCUUUCUGCAUGAUAUUUUUUCCCAGAAAAUAUUCACGGAUUAUCUUCUGCUCUUUUGUUCCGCACUAUAUCGUUUCUUGAUAGUGUCAUAACCAGCGUUUUGUUGCCGGAUUUUGAAAAAAUUAACCAUCUAUAAUGUUCCUCCAGAUAGCUAAGGAACUCAAAAUAAAUACAUUAAACUGGAAACUACUGCGGAGGCAAACAUUAUUUUAUGAACAGUUGUUCUUCAAAAAGCAGGCAAUAUUUUUUAUUCUAUGAAUCAGUAUUGGUAAUUUCAUGAUAAUAGAUUCGUAACUACAGUUAUUAUUACAUUCUAGGGAUUUGUCAAAUAAUGAACUUGGAAAUCUACCGCCAUACAUCUUUAAAAACAUUACAGCUGUGAGAUUUCUGUAAGUGAGAUUCUCUUUGAGUUAAGAUAAAUAAAAAAAGCUGUCUCUAAGAGUUACCUUGCAAUAACAGCAAUAAGUGAGUAAAUCGGCUUCCUAGUCUAUAGCAAUUUACAUUUCUUAUUUAAUUUAAGCUGCUAAAUUGUUUUUGUCUUGCAAUUAUAUUUUGCGAUAGAGGCUUAUAAUUUGUUGACUUAGAUACUAAAGCAACCUAAAUAAUUUUUCUAAAACGGGCAAUAGCUUACUUACGAUUUUUCAAACUCAGCUUUAAACAACAGACCUGAAGCAGAGGUUUCUGGUAAUAAAAUCUAAAGUUUCUCUAGCCUGAGAGCAUAAAAGUUUCAUGUGGGUCUAAGGUUUUCUUUUUUUCUGUGAUAUUCAAAUAUCAAACCCGGGAGCUAAUUGUACUUCAGUAAAUUCAGAAGAUAAUUAAGACAAAAGUAGAUUUAAAGAUAUCCCUUCAUGUGUGUAUUUCAGUCUAACAUCUGCACCGCGCUUUUUCAGGAAAAUGGAAUACAACAAAAUUGAGAGGCUUCAUGAAGAUCAAUUCCAGGGCUUAGUGGAGUUGUUCGAGUUGUGAGUACAUUUAGACUUAAACGUUAAUUUUUUCAUCAUGGUCUGUUGCAAUCUAAAGCAUAUUUUAGAACCAGCCCAUUCAUAUGAAUUUAAAAAAACUAAUAAAAUGAAUAAAAGUUGGCAAGAAAAUGUUUACAAACUAACUAUAUUUAAAUGGAGAGAGGUGAUACCCGAAGAAGUGCAUGACAAUCAUAUAUUACCAAGGUUUUUUAUUUUCACGUUUAAGCGAUAAACGGCUCAAGUGCAUUAAUGAGAUUUCUGUUCAUAUUCGUCCUUCAGAUUAUAGAGCCGCAAUGAUCAAGUUAGCUUGAAAGGAAAAGAGUUUCUAAGGGAAUUAACUUGCACAGAUAUUAGUUGGAAUAGAAAAUCAGGAGCCAUAAUAGGGAACACCUCCUUAGUAAAUAUAGUUAGUAUCCUCUAUUAGCACUAGCCUCUAUAAUAAAUGGAUCACAAUCUUUGUCACCAGGUCUAUAUAAUUGUGGUAUAAUUUUGAUAUCAGUUUUGCUGUUUAAAUUAGAUGUGCCACACCUAGUUAUUCUAUGUUACUUGUAUAUUAAUUUAAAUUCCCCCUUACCUGUUUAAGACAUCUCUCGGAGAACAGAAUCGAGGCUUUGCCUGACAAGAUAUUUGAGGGAGUUAAGAACCUCAAGGGCCUGUGAGUACAGCUGAUAACAUACGAAACAAUUUUUAAAAUUUUUUAGAAGAUGGAAAUGUACAUAACAGAAAGACUCAUAAUAUGGAAUUCUUAUUUGAAAAUGUUAACAUGAUCUCCAACAGGCGUGGUGUAAAUUGUAAUGCUCAACAACUUCAUUUUAUUACUAGCUAUUUUCUCAACGUAAAAAUGUGGCUUGCUAUAAACAUGGUUUUAUCGAGCAAAGGUAGAUAUUAUCAAAAAAGCAAACAAACAUAGUUGAGAACUAUGAUAGUUCCGACGGCAACUUCAGGUGAAAUUUUAAGAAUCAGACAAUGCAAGACCCUGUUUACCAUCUGCUAAUUAAUAGUUAUGUUAUUAAUGUUUGCAGAAAUAUCGUAGGCAAUAAAAUACAAAAUGUCACCAGCACGACUUUCAGUAAUGCCCGGGAACUGCGAUUUUUGUAAGUUCACUGUAAAUGGCAGUUUUUUAUCACAGUACUUACAAUAACGCCGCAUGUAUUGCAAUCGGAUAAGAUGCAGGUGUGAAGUUAAUUUAGUGUGUUAUAAUUAAUUGGGUAUAAUUUUAAUUUUGUUAAAGUCAAAGAAAAGACUUGCAACUAGUUAUUUGAGAAAAUGAGAUAUGCAAUUUAUUAUAAUCUGACUUAAUUUUCACCUUCUAUUUUAAACUUUCAGGUUCAUGCACUACAACCUGAUGGCUGAGCUCCCCAAAGGCUUUUUUGGGCUUUUGCCGCACAUUAUCAGAGUGUAAUACUCCAUUAUAAUAAUUUAACACGAUGGCUUGAAAGGAGAUUUGGAGCGGAUGUUGUCUGAAUUACCUUUGGAAAUAGAAAUUAUUGUCAAAUUGUGAUAUGGGUGAUGCAAUCAUUUUAAUGAUUUUGUUUCCUUCAGUCUAUUGUGGUUCAGUUGAUCAAUAAAUUUUCAUUCACGUUAACAUCUUCUAUAAAUUCCAAUCCUGAAAUGAUAUGAAGCCUUAUUUAGAUUUUUAAAUAAAAUUGCCUAAGGCAUGCUUCCGAGUGACUUUCUAAUUGCUAUUAAUUUAUGAAAAAAUGUUAUCAAUUAUCUUUGCCUCAGCAUAGAUCACUAUUUUCUUGCCGAUCGUUUUGGAUAAUCAUAAUUUUGCUCUCAUUGUUCUAACGAUGAACCCUUUCUAAUUUCCUCUUUUUUUCUAAUUCCAGAACUCUGGACACCAACCUGAUGUGCUGCCACCUUGAUCUUUUCAGGCAGGAUGCCGAUUGCGAAUUUGCCUUCAAUGAUAACUUCGCAAGUUGUCACUCCAUGUUCCAUAACCUUGCUCCAAGGAGAAGUCUUUGGGUUGUCGGCCUUCUUUCGUUGUUUGGGUCUGUGUUUGUAGUUGGGUGGCAGUAUUUCUUUCCUGAUAACAAUAUGGUCCAGUCUAUUAUGUUGGUAAAUCUGGGUAUUUCAGACGGCAUCAUGGGUAUUUACCUCAUCAUUAUAGGUAUAAAGACCUGCAAUGGUCAGGGGAAUACUACCUGCACGACUAUGAGUGGCGCACCG